This is a messenger RNA of Serpula lacrymans var. lacrymans S7.9, 621 nucleotides long. RefSeq lists its product as uncharacterized. The transcript has 3 exons. Lineage: Eukaryota; Fungi; Basidiomycota; Agaricomycetes; Boletales; Serpulaceae. The record is from RefSeq and is a predicted model, not a curated record. Bases 1 to 621 code for a protein of 206 amino acids.
AUGGAGGUAGAUGAGCAGUUUCAGAUUUUAUUCCUCAUCAGUGGUAUCUUCAGAGGUUUAUAUAUGCAAACUGGCGAGAGUAGCGGCGCUUUAAAUUGCAUACUCCGACGGGGUCCUAUUAUGGACAAGUCCGGAACUUACACGCGUCACCGAUCACAAGACCAGGUUUGGGGCCCGCGGACCCACUCUAUCUCCCUAGCUAUUAGAUUCUUCGAUUACGACUCGUACUCGAAGGUUGAGACGGUUGAGACGGUUCGGACAGGCUGUUUAGACAGCGGAACGCUCUCCGAGGAGGUUCAGACGGUUCAGAUGGACGGUUCAGACGGGCAAGGUUCAGACGGUUCAGACAGUUCAGACAGUUCAGACCGCGGAACGCUCUCCGAGGAGGUUCAGGCGGUUCAGACGGACGGUUCAGACAGUUCAGACAGUUCAGACAUGCAAGGUUCAGACGGUUCAGACGGACGGUUCAGACGGGCAAGGUUCAGACGGUUCAGACGGACGGUUCAGACAGGCGAGGUUCAGACGGUUCAGACGGUUCAGACGGGCAAGGUUCAGACGGGCGAGGUUCCGACAGCGGAACGCUCUCCGAGGAGGCUCAGAUGGUUCAGACAGUCGGUUUAA